Perkinsus marinus ATCC 50983 is the source of this 2126-nucleotide messenger RNA. RefSeq lists its product as hypothetical. The record is from RefSeq and is a predicted model, not a curated record. The coding region runs from base 1 to 2106 and encodes 701 amino acids. NCBI's taxonomy places the organism in Eukaryota, Perkinsozoa, Perkinsida, Perkinsidae. The transcript has 16 exons.
AUGCUUGUCGCUAGACUGAGGUCGGAGGAGUUCGCCAAAAGUGUUACGAAGUUCCAUCAAGAGCUACUACGACUGGUGACCACUGGAGCUAGCCGUAACAUGGGCCCAUCACUAUGGCCUAUAGUGGCCAAUAUAACAGCUAAGCACCAUCAACAGGAGGCCUUACCCGACCAAGUCGUCACAGAGAUCCUGGAUGUUGUUGGGCGGACCCACACCUCUUGGGGUGGGCGGCUAGCCGCCUAUGCUAUCGGCUCCUUCGCUAAACUCUGCCGAUUGAAUCCGAGGCUCAUAAGCAUCCUAGGUCCCCUCCUGGACCACCAUGUAGCCUCCCCUAUGGGCUCUACUUGGACGGAUGUUGAGGGUAUCUGUCUACGUCUAUAUCAUAUUUAUAAGAAGGAUCCUGACGGAGACUCGUUCAUUCAUAUCUUCUUGCCAUCCCUGUGCAAGCGGCUCCGAGCUGCCCUUCAUGGCAAUGGUCCUCUCCCUAUCGCUACCGAGCUGGACGGCAUCCUCAACCUCACAGCCCUACUAGGCCAUCAAGGAGUCGAUACUAGUAUGCUAGUUGUGGAGCUCCUGGAGAGAGUCCAAGCUAAGGGGCAGUCCAUGGCUGUUGUCCAUGCGUGUCUGAGCUUGGCUGAAUCCACGGCUGGCCUCCGGCCGCUCAUCGCGAGGUGCAUACUCGUAUUGGACUAUAAGGACCUGCGGAGGGCCAAGGAGGUGGCGACCCUUCUUAGUCUUCUGAGUUCGACUCCUGAUAGCGAACACUUUCAAGCGGCGAAGCUACAUUUGUUACAGUCUCCUGUAUUACAAGGGCAAGGUGAAGGCUUAUCGGAAAACGGAGUGGCCCUGUUGGCCCGCUCUCUGGCCGGCAUCGGCCAGGCCGAUGGGACCGCAGUCGAACUAGAAAGCGUUGUCUGGAGGCUCGGCACGAGGGUGUUCGGAACGACUCUGAAGGGACUACCUGCUCCUAGCGUUAUAGCGUUCAUGAGGGCAGUCACAUGGUGUACCGAGGAGGGUAACCUCAGCGAUGAUACUGUGCAGUUCUUCGACAACCUAGGCCCUUACCUCCUAGAGAGGCAGUAUCCACCCGAUGCUCCUCCAAGCUGUAGUGACCUGAUCACAGCGGACUUCCUAACCUUGGUCUCGCAUAGACUAAUGAUAUGCGACGCCCAAGGGGACACCACGCCGGGAGUGUUCGAGCUCACCUCGAGUAUAGAGAGUGUGCGGAGGCGACGGCAGCGGCAUGAGGCUCUGCCAAGGCCUAGCAGUGGCGAAGGAGUGACCAUGGACCAGCUAUGUAUCGCUGUGUCCUCUCUGGGGGCGAUGGACGUCGUCAGCCCCGAUUUCGCGCGUUGGGUGACGACGAAGGUUCGGAGGUAUCCUGUAGAUCAGAUCACCACCAGCAACGUGAGGGACAUUAUUGUAGGCCUGUCUAGGACAGGCAAGACGGACGCUGUACUAUUCGAUCUGCUGCUGGGCACCCUUCAACUGGAAUCUGCCUCUGAGGUUGUCCUAGCGGCCGUGGUCAGUGCCCUCCGACAUGUGGGAUACCGGAAGGUUGACUUCAUCAAGUCAGCCGUGUCGGCGACCCGAGACCCGGUGGCGGCAGCCUUGGUCUAUCAUGCAUUAUCCGCCCUGGACCUGGCCAUGGAGGUAGAUAGUGGAGACAUGCCUGGUCUAGACCGGCUCGUUGAGGCCAAGAAUAUCACACCUAUCGCUUUGUCGGGGGCUAUGGAGUACUUUGUGAGGACGCACCUCGGCAGUGAAAGGCCUUCGUUGGAGAGCAUGCGGAAGGGCUUCAUCGCGGCACACCCGACGAGUCCGCUGAUGACUGCUGUGGCUGUAUACCUCCCACACUUGCUACACACUGGCGAUCUGGAGCUUGUGAGGGCUCUGCAUGCCCUAGUCAUGCGAGCGAAACCGGGGUUUGCCAAGAGCCCGCCUACGCCGAAAACGAUAGUCAGUGAGGUCCAGCAUUGUGUGUCUCGGGUUCGCUAUGGACAGGGGGGUCCGGCUGCGGCUACAGACUGUCGACGGGUGUGGAUCACUCGAGAGGCCGGCAUGGAGCUCUACACUGAUGGUGUGGCGUCUGUGACUAUGGGAUGAUCGGGUCACUGACCUCACCA